AGCAAGUCCGUCGCCCAGGCCCCCAUCCUCGGGGAUGAAAGGAACAUUGCAGAACGUACCACCGUCAAACGUGAACUGCACGCACGCAUUAAUCUUGGUGUCAGCAUCAUGAUUGCAACCGUCGCACGUCGCAGCCUUUUGGCGUCCAGAACCACGGCGGUCCGCGCCGCCACCCUCCCCGUCGCUCGCGCCGCAGCAGCCUCGACAUGGGCCAGCGUCAAGGCCGGCCCGCCCGAUCCAAUCCUCGGUGUGACAGAGGCAUUCAAGGCGGAUAAGGACCCGCGCAAGAUCAACCUUGGCGUCGGUGCUUACCGUGAUGAGAACGGCAAGCCGUAUGUCCUGCCUUCCGUUCGCGAGGCCGAGCAGCGCGUCAUCGCCUCCAAGAGCGACAAGGAGUACGGCCCAAUUACCGGUCUGGCCGACUUUACCAAAAACGCCGCCAAGCUCGCGUACGGCGCUGACAGCAAGCCGAUUGCAGAGAACCGCGUGGCGAUCACGCAGUCCAUCUCGGGCACCGGCGCACUGCGCAUCGGCGGUGCCUUCCUCGCUCGGCACUACCCAUACUCCAAGACGAUCUACCUGCCCACGCCUUCGUGGGGCAACCACACACCGACCUUCAAGGACUCGGGGCUGGAGGUGAAGCAGUACCGCUACUACAACAAGGACACUGUCGGGCUCGACUUUAACGGCCUCAUCGCUGACAUCAAGGCCGCGCCGAACAAGUCCAUCAUCCUCCUCCACGCCUGUGCCCACAACCCCACCGGCGUCGACCCGACGCAGGAGCAGUGGAAGCACAUCUCACAGGUCGUCAAGGAGAAGGAGCACUUUCCAUUCUUUGACAUGGCCUACCAAGGCUUUGCCAGCGGUGACACCGACCGCGACGCGUUCGCCGUCCGCCACUUUGUCAGCGAGGGCCACGAGAUCGCCCUGUCCCAGUCCUUUGCCAAGAACAUGGGACUGUACGGCGAGCGCGUCGGCGCCUUCUCGCUCGUCACCGCCGACGCGGACGAGCGCGCACGUGUCGACUCGCAGCUCAAGAUCAUCGUGCGGCCCAUGUACUCCAACCCGCCGAUUCACGGCGCGCGCAUCGCCGGCACGAUCCUCGCCGACGCGCAGCUUUACCAGCAGUGGCUCGCAGAGGUCAAGGACAUGGCGGAUCGCAUCAACGGCAUGCGUGCGCAGCUUAAGAGCCUCCUCGUCGACGAGAACGGCAGCAAGCUCAACUGGGACCACAUCACCAACCAGAUCGGCAUGUUCGCUUUCCUCGGCAUCUCCCCCGAACAGGUCGCCAAGCUCGUCAACGAGCAUCACGUCUACCUCACCAAGGACGGUCGCAUCAGCGUCGCCGGCAUCACACCGCACAACAUCAAGCAUCUCGCCAAGUCCCUCCACGCCGUCACGAGCGCAUGAACAGCCCUCCUUCGUGUGCCGGACGCGAAGAGUUUCAAGAGGGAAAAGGUCGUGGACAUAGUCGAAUAGAGUGAAGAUGUCAUUGUGUAGCGUCACAAGGGUAAUCAUUCUAUAAAAGU
Tilletiaria anomala UBC 951 is the source of this 1529-nucleotide messenger RNA. RefSeq lists its product as uncharacterized. The transcript is spliced from 3 exons. Gene Ontology annotation, biological process: L-aspartate catabolic process; biosynthetic process. Bases 109 to 1410 code for a protein of 433 amino acids. Lineage: Eukaryota; Fungi; Basidiomycota; Exobasidiomycetes; Georgefischeriales; Tilletiariaceae. Gene Ontology annotation, molecular function: L-aspartate:2-oxoglutarate transaminase activity; pyridoxal phosphate binding. Gene Ontology annotation, cellular component: mitochondrion. The record is from RefSeq and is a predicted model, not a curated record.